AUGUCGGCAAAUAUACACCAAACAAACAUCCGUAUGCCGUCCGGCGCCUCCACUUAUGGCAAGUCAGCCGACGUGACGCCUGUACUGCCGGACGACAUCUUCGACACCGAGGAGUCGUGCGGUUCGGGUUCAGUGGUGUCGCAGACGCUGUCGCAGCCAACGCCCACCCAUUCGGUGCAGAGCUUCGCGAUUGUGCCGCCGAAGUGCGCCACAGCGCCCACCACUCCCGCGCACAGCCCGUCCUCGUCGCCGGUCAUACCGGCGCUCAAGUCGUCGACGACAACAGCAACGAAACGCGCGACGAAACGAAAGCAGACGUCGUCGUCGAGCGCCGCCACUCACGAGGAGGCGAUGACAUCGCGACGCAAACGGCUGUGGAUUGCGAUCGCGAGGAAAGAGAUCCCGAGGGCUCACAAACAGAAGCAGACGACCAGAAAGGAGGCGCUCAUGAAUGCCAAGAAAAUGGCGAAUUGGUGUCAACGGGAGCGCCGACGGCAGACUGUCGCCCAUCAGAAGCAGUUCUGUCGCGACCAAUACGCCAGAGCGCGACGACUGACCAAAGAGAUGGUGCUCUACUGGAAGCGCUUCGACAAAGUGGAAAAGGAUUACCGGAAACGCGCGGAACGGGAGGCUCACGAGCAGAUGAGGGUCGACAUGGAGCUCCUGGAGGCUAAGCGCCAGCAAAGGAAACUGAAUUUCCUGAUAACACAGACCGAACUGUACGCCCACUUCAUGAGCCGCAAACUGUCGACGCUGUCGGCGCCCGAAGAGCUCAGCCAACGGGACAGUAUACUUGAACGUCUGGAGGAGGAGCAGCCGGUGGUGUUGUUGUCGAGUGGUGUUGAAGACGACUUCGACGCCGACCUCCAGAAGCGGGAGGCGAUGCGCAACGCGGAGACUGCGCUCCAGACGUACCAGAAGGAGAGGAAUGCGUUCGACGCGGAGCUCAAGACGAACCACGAGAUGAUCACAAGAAGUAUGGAUUUGUCGGAGACGUCCAUAUCGAGUGACGAAGAGCUACAGCAACCGAAGCUUUUCGAGGGUGUCCUCAAAGUCUAUCAACUGAAAGGCAUGAACUGGUUGUACAAUCUGUACGACAAGGGAAUCAAUGGUAUUCUCGCCGAUGAGAUGGGUUUGGGAAAGACAGUGCAGACGAUCGCAUUCAUGGCCACACUGGCCGAGCGGCUCAACAUCUGGGGGCCGUUCCUCGUAAUCGCGCCCUCGUCUACGCUACACAACUGGCAACAGGAGGUGACCCGCUUUGUGCCGCACUUCAAAGUCCUUCCCUAUUGGGGUAACCCUAACGACCGCAAAGUGUUGCGCAAAGUGUGGAACCAGAAGUGCCUGCACCGGGAGGAGUCGGCCUUUCACGUGUUGGUCACCAGCUAUCAGUUGAUAGUGCAGGACGUGAAGUACUUCCAGCGCAUCAAAUGGCUGUAUAUGGUGUUAGACGAGGCGCAGGCCAUCAAGAGUAGUGCCAGCGCUCGCUGGAAGACACUGCUGUCGUUCCAGUGCAGGAACCGUCUGUUGUUGACGGGAACGCCUAUCCAGAACACGAUGGCCGAGCUCUGGGCGCUCCUGCACUUCAUAAUGCCGUCGAUGUUUGACUCGCACGACGAGUUCAACGAGUGGUUCUCCAAAGACAUCGAAAGUCACGCCGAGAACAAGACGGCCAUCGAUGAGAAGCAUUUGUCCAGACUUCACAUGAUUUUGAAGCCAUUUAUGUUGCGGAGGAUUAAGAAGGACGUGGAGAACGAGUUGUCCGACAAGAUUGAGAUCAAACUGUACUGCGGACUAACCACUCGUCAGCAACAGCUCUAUAAGGCGCUCAAGAAUAAGAUAUCGAUCGACGACCUGAUGGCCACUUCCGUGACCUCACAGUCCGCCACAUCUAGUCUUAUGAAUCUCGUGAUGCAGUUCCGCAAAGUCUGCAAUCAUCCCAACCUAUUCGAGCGCCGGGACAUAUCGAUCGACGACCUGAUGGCCACUUCCGUGACCUCACAGUCCGCCACAUCUAGUCUUAUGAAUCUCGUGAUGCAGUUCCGCAAAGUCUGCAAUCAUCCCAACCUAUUCGAGCGCCGGGACGUCCGCUCGCCAUACCAUAUGCGGCUCAACACGUAUAUACUUCCGCGUCUGAUCUUCGAGUCGGGUCUCUGUCACGACUUCUUCGCGUUUGAUUCACACAAAUAUCAACUCAUUUACAAAAUGCUAAACAUUUUCAGCUGUGAUUACAUACACGACUCGUCGACAGCCAAUACCGACGACCCGUUCACGUGCUUCUCAUUCGCGCCGUUAAUUGGUUUGUCUGCCAAUCAAUUGAAUGAAUUAUUUUUCGCCAAUUUAUUAGUCGUUUGGAAAUAUAUUUUGUAUGAAAUGAAUCAGAAAUCGCAGAUUUGUUACAAAGACUGGUCUGAAGACAAUACCAGAGAAUCACUUCUCAUACCAUUGAAGACAACUUUAUUUAUGAAUAAUCGACACAAUUGUCAGAAUUCGGAUCAAUUAUGGAGUCAUUUGCUGUUCACGUGGUCUCGAAGCAGUCAUUUUAGUUAUGUUUAUGGCUUCACGAGACAUACCCAUCACUGUAUGACUGAGUCCACAGAUCACCGGCAGAUGAGACUCCGGAAGUAUAACGAAAGCGAUGCCAUUAUAACCACUGAUAAAGGACUCAACAGCAGUGAUAUUAACGCACAAAAGUCGCCGACAAUCGCCUGUUUCCGUGAAGUGGUCCAUAAGGCCCGUCCGGCACUGGUGUACGACUGCGAGCCAACACUUAUACCGCAGUUUCUGUCGAUUUUGAUAAACAAAACCAAUGGUCUGAACGUAAGCGCCGAACCCAUGCCUAUGUUCUGCCGGAAUAGGCGGGCAAUGGAGGCCUAUUCGCAGCACCGGUUGGGCGGCAGUCAUGGCGUCAAACAACUGAUAACUAACGGCGAUGUGGACGCUCUGGACGCGCAGUCGCAUCAUAUCCUAUGGUCGCAAAAGACGCAGUUCUUCGCGUCGCCGCUCAAAGGCCUGCUCGGCCUCCAGGAGCUGAACGGCUGGUCGUCGCUCUCUAUUCCCGAUAAGGAGACGAUUGUAACGGAUUCGGCGAAACUGAAAGCGUUGGACGAACUGCUGAACGCAUUGAAGAGCGGUGGGCACCGGGUGUUGAUCUACUCGCAGAUGACACGUAUGAUUGAUCUGCUGGAGGAGUAUAUGUGGCACCGGAAGCACCGGUACAUACGUCUGGACGGCUCGUCGAAGAUCGCCGACCGGCGCGAUAUGGUCGCCGACUUCCAGAACAGGUCCGACAUCUUUGUGUUCCUAUUGAGCACACGGGCGGGCGGUUUGGGCAUCAACUUGACGGCCGCCGAUACCGUCAUCUUCUACGACAGCGACUGGAACCCGACGGUCGACCAGCAGGCCAUGGAUAGGGCCCACCGUUUGGGCCAAACAAAACAGGUGACUGUCUAUCGGCUGGUGUGUAAGGGAACCAUUGAGGAGAGGAUUCUAGAGAGAGCUCAGGAGAAGUCGGAGAUACAGCGGAUGGUUAUCAGUGGAGGCGCUCUCAGACCCGACACUCUUAGGGCCACAGAAGUCGUGUCACUACUCCUGGACGACGAAGAGUUGGAGCGACGCUUCCAUCAGAAACAGGAGGAGAAGCGACUGCUGGCUGAGGAGAGCGGCGCCACAGCGGGUGGGACACCCGUUAGGGCGGCCGUCAAACGCAAACUCAAGUCCUCUCCCAAAGAGACGGACGUCUCGAAAAGAAAGUGUUCCAAAAGGUUGUUAUCAGACAACGAAUCCGAGAGCUUAUCCAAAGAGAUAUCGCCGACCACUGCGGCUGAUGUCGAGUCCUUUAACGAUAACGAGUCGUUCCCUACCAGUCCUUUCAGUGAACAAUCGUUUCGAUCCCUAACCCUAAUGAAUGAGGACGAGAGCAAUGACGGCGCCCUCAUUGUCGACGACAGAAGCAGUCCUACCUCUUCGGCGUCUGAUUUGCACAGUCCGUCCAGUUCUGGGUAUAGACGGGGCGGCCUUCGAGGCCGGGGUCGGCCGCGAGGCUCGCGAUCGCGCGGUUCCAUCAAUACUAGGAGUUCGUUGACAUCGGCGGCGUUAGCGGCGGCCGAGUUGGCCGGCGCCCAGGCGGGCAAAAGUGCCGCUUUGGCCGCCUAUCCAUUCCUGGGCACAGCCCUGAGCGGCGGCACUGAUAACGAGAGUAUUGUGUCGAUGGGUAGCCGCAGAGGACGCGGAAGGAGUCGCUCUAUGGCUAUGAUUACGAGAACUAUUAGUGCGCUGAAGACACCGCCCAAAGACUCGGUCACAACAACCCCUCAAACGAGCGCACAAUCGGCCGACACUUCCACUCCACACGGGAUCGGGUUUUAUGUGCAACAGGACUGAUAGGACAGGGAGUGUGAAGUUGUUUAGUCAUUGGUAUUGCCGUACAAAUUGUCGAUAAAUUAUUACUGUUUAACAAAUUUUAUGUUUUCUGAGAGUUUUUAUAAUACCGUAAAUUAAUUUUUUAAAUAAAACAAAUGAUUAAAUCAUGAAAUGCGAGA
Molecule: messenger RNA, 4541 nt
Organism: Oppiella nova
Lineage: Eukaryota; Metazoa; Arthropoda; Arachnida; Sarcoptiformes; Oppiidae
Source: the annotation of a GenBank genome assembly